AUGAACAGGCUUCGGCGAGUCGGCUCGGCGCGGGCGAGGCGUGGGGUGUGGGCUAGCGCGGUGCACACCGGCCGCAAGACGGAGAGCGCGCGGCAGCCGGGGCCCGUGCUGCGCGCCGCGGGGCGGACGCCCGUCCCCCCGAGGCGGCGCUGGGUCCCGCCCUCCUCGCUGCGGCACCACGAGGUGCCCGACGGCGAUGCCAAGCACGACAUCAUCUUCCGCAAGGUGCGCGGCAUACUCAACAAACUCACUCCGGAGAAAUUCCAAAAGCUUAGCGAUGACCUGCUGGGGCUCGAGCUCGACUCGGACAAAGUGCUCAAGGGCGUGAUCCUGCUGAUCUUCGAGAAAGCGCUGGACGAGCCCAAGUAUUCGUCCAUGUACGCGCAGCUGUGCAAGCGGCUCAGCGAGGAGGCGCCCAACUUCGAGCCCCCGGGCCAGCCCUGCACCUUCAAGCUGCUGCUGCUCAACAAGUGCCGCACGGAGUUCGAGAACCGCGCACAGGCGUUUGCGGCUUUCGAGGACAAAGUGCUGACUGCCGAAGAGGAGGAGAAGCGGCACCUGGCCAAGUGCAAGAUGCUCGGCAACAUAAAGUUCAUCGGCGAGCUCGGCAAGCUGGAGAUCCUGGCGGAGUCGAUCUUGCACCGCUGCAUCCAGAAUUUGCUGGCGCGGCGCGCGGCCGCCGAGCACCACGAGGACCUGGAGUGCCUGGCGCAGCUGGUGCGCACCUGCGGCCGCGUGCUCGACUCGGAGCGCGGCCGCGGCCUCAUGGACCAGUACUUCGCGCGCAUCGAGACGCUGUCGGCGUCGCGCGAGCUGGCGCCGCGCAUCCGCUUCAUGCUGCGCGACGUGGCCGAGCUGCGGCGCGGCGGCUGGCUGCCGCGCGCCGCCGUGUCGGCCGAGGGGCCCGUGCCCAUCCACCAGCUGCGGCCGGACGACGAGCCGCCGCGGCGCGAGCGCGAGCGCGACCGCGACCGCGAGCGCGAGCCGCUCUUCCGCGGCGGGCUGCGCGCGCGCCCGCUCGACGACGUGCUGGCCGGCCUCAGCCUGCAGCCCGCCGCGCCCCUCGGGCCCGACAAGCUCUUCGGCAACGGCUUCGGCGGCCGCGACUUCCGCCAGCGCUCGGCGCCCGGCUACUACCCGCGCCCGCACCAGCACCAGCACCAGCACUACGGCAAGCACCACAACGCGCAGCCGCAGAGCGCCGCCAAGGAGGGCGGCGGGCGUGCGGGUGGCGGCGGCGGCGGCGGCGGCGGGGGGGGCAAGGCGCGCGCCGCGGCCGGCUCGCUGGGCGCGCUGGCCGACGUGCAGAUGCGGCCGGCCGCCAACUCGCUCAUGUUCACGGCCAACCGCCUCUCGCGCCCCGCGCACCACCACCAGCCGCUGGCGCCCGUGCAGCAGAACGUGCUGACGCCGACGUUCGCGAGCACGCCGCUGCUGCUCAAGGAGCCCGCCAUCACCAUCAAACCGGCGCUCGAUAAAAAGGAUAAACCGAAGAAAGACAAGGGGCUGAGCAAAGAGGAGGCCUGCCGCCUGGGCGUGGAGGCGGCCACCGAGGCGGCGGCGGCGGCGCUGGCGCAGCCCGAGGCCGAGCCCGAGCCCGACGACGACGACGCGCGCGCGCCGCACCUGCAGCGCCUGCGCGAGCUGCAGCUGCCCGACAAGGUGCUGCGGCGCGUCAUCGCCGCCGUGCUGGAGCACGCGCUCAGCGCCCAGCUGGGCGGCGCCGAGGGCGGCGGCGGCGGGGCGGGCGAGGGCGAGGGCGGCGGCGGCGGCGGCGGCGGGGGCGCGGCCGAGGCGUGCGCGCUGGCGGCGGCCGCGUGCCGCGUGGUGCGCGCCGUGAAGCGCGCCGCGGUGGGCGAGGCGCUGCGCGCGCUGGUGCACGCGCACCACCCGCACGCGCGGCUGCCCGCGCUGCUGGCGCACGCCGUGCUGCAGAAGCUCGUCAGCCUGGCAGAGGUGGGCGCCUGGUGCGAGGGCGGCCAGCACUACCCGCUGCUGCUGGAGGUGCUGCAGCAGCUACAGGCGCGCGUCGGCCCCGACCGCCUGCACCAGCUCUACAACGAGAGCAAGAUCAACCUGUGCGCGUACGUGUCGGAGCGGUGCGGCGGCGCGGCGGGCGCGCUGGACGCGCUGGAGGCGCGCGGGCUGGCGGCGCUGGUGCCGCAGCUGCGGGUGCGCGCGCAGCUGGCGCGCCAGCUGGCCAGCGAGCCGGCGCCGCUCGCGCUCUACCGCUGGAUCAAGGCCAACGUGGAGCCGGCGGUGCGGCACAACGGCGCGUUCGUGUCCACGCUGGUGGCGCUGGUGGCGGGGCACGUGACGGCGGCGGCGGGCGCGGCGGGCGCGGCGGGCGGCGCCGACAAGGCGGCGCUGGAGCGCGAGAAGGCGCUGGCCGAGGCGUACGCGCCGCUGCUCACGGCGCUGCUCGAGGGCCGCCCCGACCUGCAGCUGGCCGCCGUCUACGCCGUGCAGGUGCACGCGCACGCGCACCGCUACCCCAAGGGAAUGCUCCUCCGUUGGUUCAUGUACCUGUACAACCUGGAGGUGUGUGAGGAGGAGGCGUUUUUGCGUUGGCGUGAGGACGUCACCGAUGCCUAUCCUGGCAAGGGCGAGGCUCUCUUCCAGGUGAACACGUGGCUGACAUGGCUGCAGCAGCAGGAGUCUGAAGACGAGGAGGCGGAGGAC
This is a messenger RNA of Iphiclides podalirius (scarce swallowtail), 2682 nucleotides long. The record is from the annotation of a GenBank genome assembly. NCBI's taxonomy places the organism in Eukaryota, Metazoa, Arthropoda, Insecta, Lepidoptera, Papilionidae.